Messenger RNA from Lottia gigantea (owl limpet), 2436 nucleotides. RefSeq lists its product as hypothetical. Bases 1 to 2436 code for a protein of 811 amino acids. Lineage: Eukaryota; Metazoa; Mollusca; Gastropoda; Lottiidae. The record is from RefSeq and is a predicted model, not a curated record. The transcript has 4 exons.
AUGCUGCAAUCUGAUGCAGUACGGAUGCUGCAGCAUUAUGCUCAUCUUAUCCGGUACCAUCCUGAUAUUAGAAUUCAUCUCCAACCAAUAAUAAUAAUGAUAUCAAGCAGAUAUCAAAAAGAGGAGUCCGGUAUCAAUUUUAAUUGUGGCGAACGAACUGAGUGUCGCCAGUCCGGUGUUGAGGUAUCUAAAGUAAGGUAUUGUUAUUCUGUAUUUGGAAGAGGAGAGAGUUGUUUUUCAAAGAAGCUCUCCACCAUGAAUUGUAUUUUCUAUUUCUUACUUACGUUCUGCUUCAUUAAAGUAUCCGAUGGUGUCAUGUGUUAUUGGUGUAGUGGAGUUGGUGAUGAUCGAGAAUGUGAACAACAUCCUUACGCUGUACAAACUGGACCUGUGUUCCUUAACUGCCGAGCCCACUUCUGUCUUUCUGUGAAAGUUAUUGAUGCUGAUUCUGGUACUGUCAAGUCUUUUGCCAGAUUGUGCGAUAACGUACCACGUGAUAAUGUGUGUAUCCAGGAUUCCAAGCUAUUGACAUGUUACGAAUCUUGUACUGAUGAUUUAUGUAACAAUGGAAACCCUGAUCCUGAAUUUUUACCUAUCACAAACUACGCAUCAGAGGCAUCAAAACAUUCUAAGGGAAAUAAAACGAAUAAGAUCACAAAUGGGGGUUUAAAAGGAAAUAUAUUUGAGCAGUAUGGUAUUUCUAAAACAGGACGAAGCUCAUCUCUGAUGAAGAACAAAGAACAUUUAUCAGCGAUGGAAACUGCUCGUAAAAGACUACUGUCUAAUGCCGUCCGAGGAUCGAAAGAUGAUCAUAGCCUACCACGUUCACCAGAAAGGCAAAUGCGUUUACCCCUCUCACGAAAGAAGCCCCAAAUUGUAACAGAAGCAACCCUUAAUACGACGAAAGUCAGUGUUCAAUAUAUCACUGACACAAAAUACAGAGCCACACUUAAACCAUCCCUAACUCCAGUCGCGAAUGGCAGUAGGGUUACGACGUUAUCUCCGACGUCCACGAAGAUUUCGGGGCUCACGUCUCAGAUGACCCCAAUUACCACGUUGGCAAUAGCUGAAUCAACGAACAGUUUGCAACCAAGUGUUUCGCAGUUUGACGAAAUAAAACAGACUACUAUUUCAGACUUUCCAUUUGCCUCAAGCCCAAAGAUGGCUAAGGUCAAUGAUAUUCAUUACAAAGCAUCAACUUCCGAAGAUAGCGGGAAAAAUUCGGCAACAUUCAAUCCAAAUGAAUACACGUUUGGCGCGUCAAACCCAAGUGGAUCCUCUCGUGGUUUAACACUUAAACCAUCAUGGAUCAGAAAGUCAACACCCAAACGAAUCACGGUUCGCAUGACAACCUUCAAGGCCGAUGUAUCUUCAAAAAUGAUAAGGGAAAAAAUUACCAAAACCACAAUUCGCACGCCUAAGAAAGUCGAGAUAACACAAAUCAUCAAACCUCAAACAAAUGAAAAGCUGACGAAAGAACUCAAUUUGAAACAUCCUCUCAAAUCUUUAAUAAUGCCUAACAAUGUUGCUAAUCUCGAAAAACCAGUGACGGCAAUAGACGCAAACAGUUACGCCGAACUUCACGGACUGGAAGAAACUGAAGGGCCAGAAAACACUUUUGCGUUCAAUAGUCAUCCACGAAACCCUAAUCUACCGAAGCAUAAACAUAGGAUCGGACACUCCAAGAAAAUUGAAAGUUCCAAUGGCAUUGUUAUUUGGCCAAUGAAAGAAUCCACACGUGAAGAAGACAUAUCAAAUUCUAUAUUCUCCGAGGAUAAAGAAGAAGCCAUUAUUGAGCCUUACCGUGGAAACUCCACUUCUCUUAAGCCAAACGGUGACGAUGAAUCCAAAACUCCUGACAACAACAAAAAGACCAACAAUAUUAAUGAUAGUGCUAAUCAAGAUGAUGACAAACUGACACCUAUAACCCCUAUUACUACUGGAGCAACUUCUAAAACUAGCACAAUCAAUACAGUUUCUUUGCCAAUUGAAACAAGUAAGGAUAACAAUCUGUCAGAUCAUAUUAAAACUGUUUUAAACCGGAAAACCCCAAUAAAGAUUUCUCUAAAAGGAAAGUUGAAGAACAUAUCCAAUAAAAUAAACACCACGACUUCCAGCUCAUCUCUUGGCAAAUCCACUCGUCUGUAUGCUUCUAAGCUGGCCGAAGUGUGGAAUGAAGAAAAAACUACUGUGAUCGUUGACAAACACGAUGACCUGCCGAUACCGCCUGAAUAUUCUUCCUUCUUUGAAGAUGACGAACUCAUUGAAUAUCCAGUGUUUGAAAAUGAAGUGAGUAGCUUCAAAGACACAACAGAGGACCAGCUACAUGUUGCUAGCUACCAAGACGAGAGUGAUUCUUCGUCAAAGCGUCCAAGCAUCGCUUUAUUGUUUGUGAUACAUGUAUUGACUUUACUGUGUUUAUAUUUUCUAUCGUAA